AUGUUUUCAUGUCUAAAUGUACUGCCAGCCUCACUGCAGCUGUGCCUGGGAAUGUGCCUUCACAAGGAUGUUGCAGAGGAGCAUAAAAAGGCAAAACUCCAAAGCUCUAAAAUAGAACGGGACCUUCACAAACAUGCGAGCAUGGAGAACAAUGUGGUCAAAAUCCUUAUGCUCGGUGCUCCAGAGACUGGAAAGAGUACAAUUGUCAAACAGAUAAAGAUAAUCCAUAAUCAUGGAUUCUCCAAACAAGAGCUUAGAAGUUUCAAGCCUGCAGUACUGGACAAUCUUCUGACCUCUAUGAAGACUGUUCUGCAAGGCAUGGGGACACUGAGGAUAAACCUUGCUAACAAGCAGAAUAAGGAUCAUGCUCACUCCAUCCUGUCCUGCAGCCAGUGUUUAGGGGACGAUCAGGAGCUCCUUCCUUUUAUGGCUCAUGCUUUCUGUGCACUUUGGUCUGACCAAGGAGUCCGAGCAGCUGCAGCCCGAGGAUACGAGUUUGAGCUGAACGACUCUGCUCUCUAUUUCUUUGAGAACAUGAGUCGAAUCGUCGCACCAAACUACGUUCCCACAGAUGCAGAUGUUCUGAGAGUCAGAUUGAGGACCUGUGGAAUCAUUGAGACACAGUUUCAAGUUGAUGAAACUAUGUUUCGGCUGUAUGAUGUCAGAGGCCAGCAAAGUGAGAGGAGGAAGUGGCUAAGCUGCUUUGAAGGUAUUCAAGCUGUGGUGUUUGUUGUGGCCCUCAACAGCUAUGAUAUGACACUACUGGAGGAUCCUUCUGUGAAUCGGCUGCAAGAAAGUCUUGAACUUUUUUCAUCAAUCUGCAUCCACACAGUUUUCCAGCAAACCACCAUGAUUCUGUUCAUGAACAAAACUGACCUUUUCCGGGAAAAGAUCCUAAAAUCUGGAAGACACUUGAGACUUUACCAUUCUAGCUUUAAAGGUGCUGAUGGUGAUGUGGAUGCUGCAGCCCACCAUAUCACUGCAAUGUUCUCAGCAUGUAACAGCAACCCUGACAGGCCUGUGUACCACCACUUCACCACUGCCAUAGACGCCACAAGCGUACAGGUCGCAUUUCAUGUGAUCGUUGAUCAGAUUAUGAGGGGGAACCUAGAGGCUGUUCAGCUUGUUUAA
This is a messenger RNA of Pelmatolapia mariae (spotted tilapia), 1131 nucleotides long. Its product is annotated as guanine nucleotide-binding protein G(o) subunit alpha-like. The coding region runs from base 1 to 1131 and encodes 376 amino acids. Lineage: Eukaryota; Metazoa; Chordata; Actinopteri; Cichliformes; Cichlidae. Gene Ontology annotation, cellular component: heterotrimeric G-protein complex. Gene Ontology annotation, molecular function: G-protein beta/gamma-subunit complex binding; G protein-coupled receptor binding; GTPase activity. Gene Ontology annotation, biological process: adenylate cyclase-modulating G protein-coupled receptor signaling pathway. The transcript has 10 exons. The record is from RefSeq and is a predicted model, not a curated record.